AUGUCGCGAUAUGAUCAGAUCAGACCCGCUAGAGUCCUCUCAAUGGCCAGCCGUCGCAAGCUGUCCGUCCGCGUCCCUGCGACCUCCGCCAACAUUGGCCCAGGCUUCGACGUCGUCGGCCUCUCCCUCUCCCUCCACCUCUCCCUCGUCGUCACAUACCCCUGGGAACCACCCGCAGGAGGCUAUGUCCAGCCAGAGAUCACCUACUCUGGCGAAGGCGCCGACGAGGUCUCCCUCGACGCGUACAAGAACCUGACCACCCGCGUCGCGCUCUACGUCCUGCGCUGCAACGCCGUCCGCCGCUUCCCCUCCCACCUCACAAUGCACGUCGACAACGAGAUCCCCUUCGGCCGCGGCCUCGGAUCGUCAGGCGCUGCCGUCAUCGCAGGCGUCCUCCUCGGGAACGCCAUCGGCAACUUCAAUCUCCCUACUGAACGCCUGCUCGAUUUCGCUCUGAUGGUCGAGCGACAUCCCGAUAACGUGACGGCUGCUCUCGUCGGUGGAUUCGUGGGGUCGUAUCUGAAGGAGCUGGAUGAAGAGGCGACCGAGGCGGCGAGUGUACCCCUUAGCGAGGUCCUCCCGGAGUAUCCCCCCGAUGCGAGUGAGGACUGGGGCCUCAAUCCUCCUGUACCACCGCUAGGCAUCGGCCACUACAUCCGCUUCGGCUGGUCGCAGAGCAUUCGCGCUGUUGCUAUUAUCCCUCGAUUCGAGCUCAGCACCGCAAGGGCACGCGAGGUUCUCCCCACCCAGUAUUCUCGGAAAGAUCUCGUGUUCAAUAUGCAACGACUCGCCGUCCUUACGACCGCCCUCGGUCAAACACCACCCGAUCCCGAUCUCAUCUACGAAGCCAUGAAGGACCGCGUACACCAGCCCUACCGGAAGACUCUCAUACCAGGCCUUCCCGAGGUCACAUCCCGGAUAACACCAGCAACGCAUCCCGGCCUGCUCGGGAUCUGCCUCUCUGGCGCUGGCCCGACGAUCCUCGCUUUGGCAACAGGCGGUUUCGAGGCCAUCGCGGAGGACGCACGGAAAAUAUUUGAGGGCUUUGACAUUUCGAUAGACUGGAAAGUAUUAGAGGUCGUUGGAGGUAGCUCCGUCGCGGAUGCUGCAGAAUGA
Messenger RNA from Cyclocybe aegerita, 1116 nucleotides. The record is from the annotation of a GenBank genome assembly. Lineage: Eukaryota; Fungi; Basidiomycota; Agaricomycetes; Agaricales; Hemipholiotaceae.